AUGUCCCCUCCACCAAAGAAGAGGAUAGUAUUUACGGGCGGUUCUGGAGUCGCCGGACGUCAUGUAAUUGAGAAGUUGCUUAGCUUCGGCCAUGAGAUACUCAACGUGGAUGCGACACCUCUAGCCAAUCCCAAUGUACAUACUUUGAAGGCCGAUCUUACAGACGGCGCGCAAGCUUUCAACAGCCUGUCUUGUCACUUUAAGAUCAGCGAACCCUUCAUGGAGCCAGUUAAAACACCGGAUGUCGUCGUACAUUUUGCUGGUAUCCCCCAACCCAUGCGCCUCCCCGACAACGAAACCUACCGCAUAAACACCCUCAGCUCCUACAACAUCCUCGAAUCUGCCUGUAAGCUCGGCAUCCGCAAGAUAAUCCUCGCCUCCAGCCUCACCACCUAUGGCGUCACCUAUGCCGAAGGCUCCACAUCUUACGCCCACUUCCCUAUCACAGAGUCCACACCAACAACCCCCAUGGACGUCUAUGCCACUAGUAAAAUCUGCAUGGAAACUACCGCCGCGUCAUUUGCACGCCGGUUUCCUGGUGUAGAUAUUUACUGUUUGCGCAUCUCAGCUGUCAUCGAACCGGAGAAUCAUACAAAGAAGUUUGAAGCUUAUUUAACCCGGCCACAGGAUUUCAAAGUGCAUGCGUGGAGUUAUACCGAUGCGAGGGAUUUGGGUAAUAUGGUACAUUGUUGUUUACAGACGGAUGGGCUGGGGUACCAGGUUUUCAAUGCGGUGAAUGAUGACAUUACUAUCCCGGAGACGGAGGGCACGAGCGAGAAUUGGUUAAGGAAGAUUUGUCCCGAGACGGAGAUUUUGACAAGAAUGGGAGAGAGGGAGAGUCCGGUUUCUAAUAAGAAGAUGAAGGAUAUGUUGGGAUUUAGGGAGGAGUUUGGGUGGCGGAAGGUUUUGGGUAGAGAGGGGUAG
Molecule: messenger RNA, 924 nt
Organism: Alternaria burnsii
Lineage: Eukaryota; Fungi; Ascomycota; Dothideomycetes; Pleosporales; Pleosporaceae
Product: udp-glucose 4-epimerase
Exons: 2
Coding region: 1-924 (307 amino acids)
Source: RefSeq, a predicted model, not a curated record